AUGGAUUCUCAAGCUUCACCUCAUACAUCCAUCAGUAUACGGCCUCCUUUGCCACAGCAGAUUUCUAAUGCCAGAAAUAAUCCUGUCGCUGGCGGAUAUCCAGCACCGUCAUAUCUUCCGGUCGAUAUUAUGAUGUAUCACUCCACAGCUCCGUUGGUCAUCCCAAAUCCCUCAGUGUCGCCAUGUGUACUGACCCCUCCGUUCUUCUGUCAGACUUGUAUGAUGUAUUCGACAACUAAUAAUCCUUGCUCUGUACAUCACACUCCAAUUGCAUAUGGUCAGGCUUCUUCAAGUUACGCAGCUCUCAAUUCUCAAUCAGCAGCUUCACAACAAGUCGUUAAUAAUCCACAGAAUCCCACUGAUGCUAGGACUUCCUUACAUCAUCCCGGCACAACUGUGCAACAGGCAGUCAACCAGCAAAGACGAGACGUCAUUGAGAUGGCCCGUCAGAGCAAUGCGCCUUCUCUUCCCAACCCUCCUCGAUCAGUCACUAUGCGAAUGAAACGCGGCCAGCCGAUUCCUGCACGGGUCCAACAAUUGGAAUCGAUUGCUCAACGUCCAGCAAAACUUCGUCGGGUAGCUAGUGAUGGUUCUCGAGAAAUUCAGGCCAUUAGAGCAGAAGUGCAGCAACAGCAGGACAACACCCCCUCCACUUCUCAACUUGUUACUGGAACUGUACCUUCAUCUCAUGCUUGCGCAGGAAGUGCUCCUGGCCAGCGAUGCCCUCCGUGUACUCAAUGUUAUUGCUCUCACUGUCCUUUAUCUGCUGGUAGCAGUGCUCAUGCUCAUAUUGCUGCUUCCUCUCCACUCCUGUUAACAACUCAAGGAACUCCAUUUGCUUCACAGCUUUCGGCGCAGCAAAAUCUGCAGCAACAACAGCAAGUGCAGCAGAUCCGUUAUGUUCAAGAUUCUAUGCUGGCCAGUCAAAUGCAACAGUUUUAUGUGCAACCUCAUCAGCAACCUGCACACCAUCAUCAUCACCAGCAUCCACCUCCAAAUCCUUCGACUCCUCCAGCCUUUGUGGUUGCCGCUGCUGCUGCUCAUCAAGCUCAGCAACAACAACAAAUUCAGCAACAACUUCAUCAUCAAAAUCAAUUGUUCAGUCGUCUUAUACCACGGUCGCACUCGUUAUUCUUGCUCCCUGCUCGUCAUACAGGAGUUACACCGGUAAGUCGCGAACUUGCGGGUCGUGCAGAUCGGUUGUUGCGACUUCAGACUGGCUUCGAGCUCAACACCAUGUUGGUGAACGUAGUUCCAUCUGAAUUGAUUAUGGAUAGACCAAUGUUGGAUAGACAUCAUAUGUUCGCUCCCCCCAACUCAGAACCACAACCUGUGGGCCUAAAUAGUCAGGAGAUUGAUAAAUACACAGAGAAGAUUCAGUUCAUAAGAGAUGUAGAUGUGCCGGAAGAAGAGUUAGAACGAUGUACUGUUUGUCAGUGCGAAUUCGAAACGGGUGAAGAAAUUAGGAAUCUAGCCUGCACACAUCAAUUCCAUGUUGGAUGUAUUGAUCGUUGGCUUGGUUAUAAUAAGAAAUGUCCAGUUUGUCGGGUUGACAUCGACCAGCAGAAGGUCGUCCUAGUCGAAUAG
This is a messenger RNA of Auanema sp. JU1783, 1587 nucleotides long. The record is from the annotation of a GenBank genome assembly. NCBI's taxonomy places the organism in Eukaryota, Metazoa, Nematoda, Chromadorea, Rhabditida, Rhabditidae.